UGUAUCUUGUCUACCCCUCACCUCCCGCCCCCAACCCUGAUGUAAAGUCUGUGAGGGAUUUUGCCUGAUGUGUUUUAUGGCUAUAUCCCCAGCGACUAAAAUUGGGCCGAGCACACAUUAGGUGUUCAGCAUUUAUUGAAAGAGUGAGUGAAGCACCCACGGACUGACCAUCAGAGGGCGGCAGAGAAAUUCGAUAGAGGCGGAAAUGAAAAUGUUUUACCGAAGUUUCAGGUACUGUUCCGCGAGGUUUGAACUCGCUCGACCACCGUAGUGCUGAGGCCGGAAAAGUGCGAGGGCUUCCGGCCUCUGCGGUCGGCCAAGAAGGUUUUGGGCUGUCUGAAACUGAACCCCAAGGUUCUAAGCCAGCACCCUUGCUGAGCUAAGGCUCCAGCCCAGGACUGAAGGCCUCCAGGCCUCCGCGCCGGGCCCGGCAGCCAGCCCAGCUGCUCGAGCCACUUCAAGGCCGGGAACAGGGAGCGUGGGUCGCCAUGACUGCACCGGCCGGGCUAGAGCGCUGGGUGCAAGACGAGCUGCACUCGGUGCUGGGGCUGAGCGAGCGGCACGUGGCCCAGUUCCUGAUCGGUACCGCGCAGCGCUGCGCCUCAGCCGAGGAGUUCGUGCAGCGCCUGAGAGACACUGAUACCCUGGACCUCAGCGGGCCGGCCCGGGACUUCGCCCUGAGACUCUGGAACAAGGUACCACGGAAGACAGUGGUAGAAAAGCCAGCUCGGGCAGCUGAGCGAGAGGCCAGAGCACUCCUGGAGAAGAACCGAUCCUACAAGUUGCUGGAAGACAGUGAGGAGACUGUAGGUAAGGCUGGAAGCAGUCUCCAGAAGAAGCGUAAAAAACGGAAACACCUCAGGAAGAAACGUCAGGAGGAGGAGGAAGAAGAGGAGGAAGAGGUUUCUGAGAAAAGGAAGAGAAAGAAAGAGGGGAGUAAACAGCAGGCAGAGGAGCCAGAGUCAGAGGAUGAGUGGGAGCGGACAGAGCGCGAGCGCCUGCAGGACUUGGAGGAACGUGAUGCCUUCGCCGAGAGGGUUCGGCAGCGGGACAAGGACCGAACUCGCAAUGUCCUGGAGCGGUCAGACAAGAAGGCUUAUGAAGAGGCUCAGAAGCGCCUUAAGAUGGCUGAGGAAGACCGGAAAGCUAUGGUCCCUGAGCUGCGGAAGAAAUCCCGCCGAGAAUACCUGGCUAAGCGAGAGCGAGAGAAGCUUGAGGACCUGGAGGCCGAGCUGGCUGAUGAGGAGUUCCUUUUUGGGGAUGUAGAGCUGAGCCGGCAUGAGCGGCGGGAGCUCAAAUACAAGCGGCGAGUGCGGGAUCUGGCUCGGGAGUACCGGGCAGCAGGAGAGCAGGAGAAGCUGGAGGUGACCAAUCGCUACCACAUGCCUGAGGAGACCCGAGGACAGCCAGCACGAGCUGUGGAUAUCGUGGAGGAAGAAUCCGGCGCCCCUGGGGAGGAGCAGCGGCGCUGGGAGGAGGCCCGGCUGGGGGCAGCAUCCCUGAAGUUUGGGGCCCGAGAUGCUGCCGCCCAAGAGCCCAAAUAUCAACUGGUUCUGGAGGAGGAUGAGACCAUUGAGUUUGUCCGAGCCACUCAGCUCCAAGGCAAUGAGGAGCCAUCAGCAUCACCUGCACCAACCCAGGCUCAGCAGAAGGAGUCCAUCCAGGCCGUCCGCCGCAGCCUCCCUGUAUUCCCGUUUCGCGAGGAGCUCCUGGCUGCUAUUGCCAGUCAUCAGGUCCUCAUCAUUGAAGGCGAGACAGGCUCAGGGAAAACCACCCAAAUCCCGCAAUACCUAUUCGAGGAGGGUUACACAAAAAAGGGUAUGAAGAUUGCCUGCACCCAGCCCCGGAGAGUGGCAGCCAUGAGUGUGGCUGCCCGAGUGGCCAGGGAGAUGGGUGUGAAGCUUGGGAAUGAGGUUGGCUACAGCAUACGCUUUGAGGACUGCACAUCAGAGCGAACUGUCCUCCGCUAUAUGACAGAUGGGAUGCUUCUCCGGGAGUUCCUCUCUGAGCCUGACCUUGCAAGUUACAGCGUGGUGAUGGUAGAUGAGGCUCACGAACGGACCCUACACACAGACAUUCUCUUUGGGUUGAUCAAGGAUGUUGCCCGUUUUCGGCCUGAACUCAAGGUCCUGGUGGCUUCAGCCACACUGGACACAGCCCGUUUUUCUACCUUCUUUGAUGAUGCCCCUGUCUUCCGAAUCCCUGGACGCAGGUUUCCGGUUGACAUCUUCUAUACCAAGGCUCCAGAGGCUGAUUACCUGGAGGCCUGUGUAGUGUCUGUGCUGCAAAUCCAUGUGACCCAGCCCCCCGGGGAUAUCCUGGUGUUCCUGACAGGACAAGAGGAGAUCGAAGCUGCCUGUGAGAUGCUCCAGGAUCGCUGCCGCCGCCUGGGCUCCAAAAUCCGGGAGCUCUUGGUGCUACCCAUUUAUGCCAACCUCCCUUCUGACAUGCAGGCUCGGAUCUUCCAGCCCACACCCCCUGGGGCACGAAAGGUGGUUGUAGCAACAAACAUCGCUGAGACAUCGCUCACCAUUGAGGGCAUCAUUUAUGUGCUGGAUCCAGGGUUCUGUAAGCAGAAGAGUUACAACCCCCGAACGGGCAUGGAAUCACUCACUGUCACACCCUGCAGCAAGGCCUCAGCCAACCAGCGGGCUGGUCGGGCAGGUCGGGUGGCUGCAGGGAAGUGCUUCCGCUUGUAUACCGCCUGGGCCUAUCAGCAUGAGCUGGAGGAAACCACAGUGCCUGAGAUCCAGAGGACCAGCCUGGGCAAUGUUGUGUUGCUGCUCAAGAGUUUAGGGAUUCAUGACCUGAUGCACUUUGAUUUCCUGGACCCUCCACCAUAUGAGACCCUGCUGCUGGCUUUGGAGCAGCUCUACGCUCUGGGAGCCCUCAACCACCUUGGCGAGCUCACCACGUCUGGCCGAAAGAUGGCAGAGCUGCCGGUGGACCCCAUGCUAUCUAAAAUGAUCUUGGCCUCUGAGAAGUACAGCUGUUCAGAGGAGAUCCUGACAGUGGCUGCCAUGCUCUCUGUCAACAACUCUAUCUUCUACAGACCUAAAGAUAAGGUCGUCCAUGCCGACAAUGCCCGUGUCAACUUUUUUCUCCCUGGCGGGGACCACCUGGUUCUGCUAAAUGUUUAUACACAGUGGGUCGAGAGUGGUUAUUCUUCCCAGUGGUGCUAUGAGAACUUUGUUCAGUUCAGAUCAAUGCGCCGAGCCCGGGAUGUGCGGGAACAGCUGGAGGGGCUCCUGGAACGUGUGGAAGUUGGCCUCAGCUCCUGCCAGGGGGACUAUGUCCGAGUUCGCAAGGCCAUCACUGCCGGUUACUUUUACCACACAGCACGCUUGACUCGUAGUGGCUAUCGCACAGUGAAACAGCAACAGACGGUCUUCAUUCAUCCCAACUCCUCUCUCUUUGAGGAACAGCCACGCUGGCUGCUCUACCAUGAACUUGUCUUGACCACCAAGGAGUUCAUGAGACAGGUACUGGAGAUUGAGAGCAGUUGGCUUCUGGAGGUGGCACCCCAUUAUUAUAAGGCCAAGGAGCUAGAAGAUCCCCAUGCAAAGAAAAUGCCCAAAAAAAUAGGCAAGACACGAGAAGAGCUAGGGUAGAGAGGACAUAGAACCCAACACCAGCUCCUUUUCCUUCUGGACAUUAUUUAAUAUCCAUUAAUAAAACAUUUUUGGAAUAAUG
This is a messenger RNA of Manis javanica (Malayan pangolin), 3693 nucleotides long. It is a transcript of the gene DHX16, whose product is annotated as DEAH-box helicase 16. The record is from RefSeq and is a predicted model, not a curated record. Gene Ontology annotation, cellular component: intracellular anatomical structure; catalytic step 2 spliceosome. Gene Ontology annotation, molecular function: helicase activity; ATP binding; RNA binding. NCBI's taxonomy places the organism in Eukaryota, Metazoa, Chordata, Mammalia, Pholidota, Manidae.